Messenger RNA from Moneuplotes crassus, 678 nucleotides. Lineage: Eukaryota; Ciliophora; Spirotrichea; Euplotida; Euplotidae. The record is from the annotation of a GenBank genome assembly.
UUUAAGCUAUAUUUUUUAAACCGAGCAAUGCCAACUAGCUAUUACAGAGAUAAAUUUGCAUGUCCUUUCGGAUGUCCAAUGCAUAUCUGUCGAAACAAAUGGGCUACCCAUAUAAUCAAAUGAAGUAAUACCAACAAGCCCACUAUCUUUGUUUGCAAAUUUUCGAUGUACCAUAUCUUCACCAAUCCAGAGAUGAGAGAUGAGCACAAUAAAGCAUGUUCAAUGAACAUGAAAUGAAUGGUCCCGAUUCUUGAUGAAGAAGCCCUUAAACCAGUCCCGAAGGGAACACCUUUGCCAAAGUCUAACAACAAAGCAAUGAAAGCUAAAGCUUGGUUCAAAAGAAUGGAGAACCAAAGAGUUAUGGCUAUGGUGAAACCAGGGUCAACUGAAAAGAAGAAAAUCACUAAGCCAGAGAAAGAUGCCAAUCCUUUUGAAAAUUUUGAGUCAAAAGAUGCUAAACCUGUGAAAACAACUGAAGAAAAGCCACCCACAGAUAUCAAGCCUGUAGCUAAGAAGGAAGAAGAGGACGAUGACUUUGGAGAAGAUCUCUUCCAGACCGGGAGUAAAGAAGAGAAACCUAAAAAGGAUACCCAAGACAAGACUUUGUAAGAACCUCAGCAUAAGCCUCACUGAAUUCUAUAAAAUUGAGUAAAACUCUUGGUUCAAUUUCUAAUCUGU